Messenger RNA from Prunus armeniaca (apricot), 300 nucleotides. NCBI's taxonomy places the organism in Eukaryota, Viridiplantae, Streptophyta, Magnoliopsida, Rosales, Rosaceae. The record is from the annotation of a GenBank genome assembly.
AUGGCUCAGUCACAUGAGCGAGACUUGGAUGAAGAAAAGCAUGCCUCUAAAAUCAUGCACACAUUGCUUGACAAGCAACAUAGAGCUUUGUUUCAACAUGGUCAUGCACAAAGAAAACCCAAUGUAUUGGAUGUUGUGUACUCUGAUGUUUGUGGUCCUAUGACCACUAAUACUCUUGGUGGUACAAGAUAUUUUGUCACCUUUAUUGACGAUCAUUCCAGGAAGGUAUUGGCUUACGCACUUAGAACAAAAGAUCAAGUAUAUGAAGUUUUCAAGCAAUUUCAUGCUAGAGUUGAAUGA